CGAGAAUUACUGCAGUGUGCUUGUGAAUUCACUAUGCAGGUCGAAGUCAAUCCCAACGAGGACACCGAAUGGAAUGAUAUCCUUCGUCAACAUGGAAUCAUCCCCGAGAAACCACAAGACCCCGAGCCAUUGAUCCAAGAAGCUCUGAUCGCGGCAGAACACAAAGCGUAUGAGAACCGACUCGAGGACAAGGACAUUGAUGAACUGGACGCACUCGAGGAUGAGGAGGAUGAGGGCUUCCUCCAGCAAUAUCGCCAAAAACGCUUCGCAGAGCUCUCCACCCUCCAACAAACCAGCCUCUUCAACCAAGUCUACCCACUGCAAAAGGUAGACUAUGCCCGCGAGGUGACCGACGCCUCAAACAACGCCUUCGUGCUAGUCAACCUGACCUCCCAAGGUGCCAACGUUGAGUCGCGCGUGCUGACAGAGCUGUGGCGGCAAGCGGCCACCAAGUUCGGCGACAUCAAGUUCUGCGAGAUUCGCGCCGACAUGUGUAUCGAGGGAUACCCGGAGAAGAACACACCCACGAUCCUAGUGUACAAGGACACCGAGAUCCGGCGACAGCUUAUCACACUGCGGGAAUUGAAUGGCCCGCGGACGAAGCUGCCGGAUCUGGAGAAGUUACUUAUUGAAAUUGGAGCGCUGAAGGAGAGUGAUGUUCGUCUCAAGAAGCGCGAGGGGGACGAGGAUUACCUCAAGGAUGAUGAGCUCAAUGUUGAGGAUUACGAUGACGAUUGGGAUUGA
Messenger RNA from Penicillium cinerascens, 744 nucleotides. Its product is annotated as phosducin family protein. The transcript is spliced from 3 exons. Lineage: Eukaryota; Fungi; Ascomycota; Eurotiomycetes; Eurotiales; Aspergillaceae. Gene Ontology annotation, biological process: protein folding. The record is from RefSeq and is a predicted model, not a curated record. Gene Ontology annotation, cellular component: cytoplasm. The coding region runs from base 34 to 744 and encodes 236 amino acids.